UUUUUAAUUUCCAAUCAAUUCAACAGAACUUGAGAGCUUAAAGUCUACUUCCACUUGUUCAUUCAUUGUUCAUUACCCCUCCUCGGGUAUACCACAAAGAGCUACAUCCAUAUUUUUUCCCAGCACAUUCUGCGUGUCUCCCUACACCACAAUGCCUUUGAUCAGCACCACCGAAGUCAGCGAGGACACUCGUGUCUUGGGAUAUGAUCCCCUUCUCUCCCCCCAGUUUCUGCAGACUGAGAUCCCUGCUCCCGCGCGCGCAUUAGAGGCCGUCCGUGCCGGCCGCAACCAGGCAAUUGAGAUCAUCGAGCAGCGCGAUGACCGCCUGCUCGUGGUUGUUGGCCCCUGCUCCAUUCAUGACCCUGAGACGGCUUUGGAGUAUGCCCGCCGCCUCAAGGAGCUGUCUGAGAAGCUCUCCGGCGACCUCUGCGUCAUCAUGCGUGCUUACCUGGAGAAGCCUCGCACCACUGUCGGUUGGAAAGGGUUGAUCAACGAUCCGGAUAUUGACGAGACCUACAACAUCAACAAGGGUCUUCGUGUCUCCCGCCGUCUUUACGCAGACCUGACUAGCAUGGGCUUGCCUAUUGCCAGCGAGAUGCUGGACACCAUCUCCCCCCAGUACCUUGCGGAUCUCAUCUCUCUCGGUGCCAUCGGCGCCCGUACCACCGAGUCCCAGCUGCACCGUGAGCUCGCCUCUGGUCUCAGUUUCCCCAUCGGCUACAAGAACGGCACCGACGGCAACCUGACCGUGGCCAUUGACGCCAUUGGCGCCGCCGCCCACCCCCACCGCUUCUUGGGUGUCACCAAGCAGGGUCUGGCUGCCAUCACAAAGACUUCCGGUAACGAACACGGUUUUGUUAUCCUUCGUGGAGGCAACAAGGGUACCAACUACGACCGCGAAAGCAUUAAGGCUGCCCGUGAGGCCCUCCAUGGCAAGAAGCAGCGCGAGGCUGUCAUGGUUGACUGCUCUCACGGUAACUCCAACAAGAACCACCGCAACCAGCCCUUGGUCGCAAAGGAAGUUGGUGACCAGCUCCGCGAGGGCCAGGAUGCUAUCAUCGGUGUUAUGAUCGAGUCCAAUAUUAACGAGGGUAACCAGAAGGUCCCUCCCGAGGGUCCCUCCGGCUUGCGCAAGGGUGUCAGUAUCACGGACGCUUGCAUCGACUGGGAGACCACGGUCACUGUUUUGGAAGACUUGGCAGAUGCAGUUCGUGCCAGACGUGCCGCCAAGGCUAAGGUUGCUGCCGAAUAAGCUAUCACGACUGUUUCGACAGUUCAGGCGUGACGGUUUCCCUUCUGUUUAUUCGAGAUGGUCUGAUUUAUAUACCAUAGCCAGGGCGCUCUGAUUUUUCCUGCCUUUAAUCCGGUGACGAUAAUGAUUCUCUUCGUUUUGUUUUCUUUCCACUUACUUGUCCACAUAUUGGGUGUUGUGUGCUCGCGUCAGUG
Aspergillus aculeatinus CBS 121060 is the source of this 1446-nucleotide messenger RNA. RefSeq names its product 3-deoxy-7-phosphoheptulonate synthase. Gene Ontology annotation, cellular component: cytoplasm. Gene Ontology annotation, molecular function: 3-deoxy-7-phosphoheptulonate synthase activity. The record is from RefSeq and is a predicted model, not a curated record. The transcript is spliced from 3 exons. NCBI's taxonomy places the organism in Eukaryota, Fungi, Ascomycota, Eurotiomycetes, Eurotiales, Aspergillaceae. Bases 152 to 1252 code for a protein of 366 amino acids. Gene Ontology annotation, biological process: aromatic amino acid biosynthetic process.